Molecule: messenger RNA, 1278 nt
Organism: Puccinia triticina
Lineage: Eukaryota; Fungi; Basidiomycota; Pucciniomycetes; Pucciniales; Pucciniaceae
Exons: 2
Coding region: 1-1278 (425 amino acids)
Source: RefSeq, a predicted model, not a curated record
AUGGACCUGACGGAGCAGACGCCGGGCGACAGGGAAACCGACCAACGAGCUCAAUGGGAAGAGGAGAUUGCCUCCGUUGCCCGUGUUUUGCAGGGUUUGACCGACAAACACAGCUUGGAGCCCGGCCAUCUCACGCCAGCGGAGAGAGAUCCAAGUCUGACCAUCGAGGACAUGGGCGCAAAAGUUAAAAUCUGGAAGAAGCUGCAUUCGAUCCUCCUCCCUUCAAUCCAAGACCAGCUCACCUUGCUUCUAAACUCACUCGACCUAAUCGAUCCCACGAAGAACCCAACACCAGUCACCAAUCCAACUCUGGAGAUCUUAUCAAAUCUCGAUAAAACUUUAGAGAGUACUGUAUCGGCUGUCGUCUCCCUCACUCUUGAAUCACCUCUACCAGACGAAAAACAUGAUCAUGGCCUACAGAAUUUGAAGGUCUUUCGAUGCUCUUAUCUACGAAAGAAAAUCCAGCGGCUGCUAGGACACUAUAUCUAUGCCCAGUUAUUCCCCGAUCGACUUACAGGCUUCAUCCGAUGGUGCGCUAUCGCAAAUAGCAAUGGCGAAAAUCUUCCGGUUUUGGAGGAGGAAUCCGAUCUGAGGAAGAGAAUCGAGGAAACUAUAUCUCGUUCCAACAAGCUCAUCGCGCGAACGAUCACAUGGUGCCGAACACCCGACUGGGCUGUCAUCGACCAAGCUUGGAUAGAAGCAUCCGAGACACUUGAUCAUCUCCUGUUGGUCACUUCCCGAACCAGCCGCACGAUCCAAUCGACACCGGAGUCUGAUCCCGACGAGAGCAGCGUGAUAGUCGCCGGAAGAGAAUUGACAGUCAAAGUGGCCAAGUCAGCCAUAUCGCUUGUGAAAUUAGCAAGAAUCUUGGUCAACAAAACCUCGCAAGAGAUCUUGAAGAAAGUGAUAUCAACGUGGGGUACAACAACACUAGAGCUGAACUCUGAGAUAAUCGAGCGGCUACAACAAAGCCCUCAAUUCAUCGACGGUCUCCAGCGAUUGUCCGUCCUCUUGCGCUUUCUAAGUUGCGCACCUCGAGAAUUGCGUUUUGUCCAUCAACACAUUCAUUCUUCGGUCCAAGACCUUCCAAAGGACAUCGAAUCCACCCUAGCCGUUCUAGAUUCGGUUCUGAUUCCCCUUCUGGACCCAAUUGAACAUGAUUCUCCCGAGCCUUGCUUGAAAUCUUUCCUCCCGGACUUGAAACAAUCUUGGGAUACAGCAAGUCGCCAUUUAAUGGGUGUUAUAUCAUCCUUUGAAAUUGAACACAUAGCUAUUUGA